AUGAACGUGGCACUUAGCCGCAAACGUUCGCGCCUGACCAUUGACGAUGACGACGACGAGGUACCGUACCGCAGAGAGCCGUCGCCUGCCCUGCCAGUAUUAGGCGAGAACUUGAAGAGAUCGAAGACACAGUGCGAACUGGAAGAGCUAGACAUUAUAAGCCCGGAAGAAGCAUGGAGCGUGGAUCUAGACGCUAUACUUGCUAGCAACACGCUCGCGACUCCACCAGGCAGUAUGUUACAGGCGCAUGACAACUGGCCAAGGUACAAGGGACAGGGGUCAAUAAUAGUUUUGUGCGUGCAAGGAAACGUUCAAGUACACUACGAAUUGCUAUGCUCCGCACUACCAGACCUUUACGCUCUCUCGCCAUCCCUCCAAGCCCUCGUCCUCUGCCACGAUCCUUCGACACAUAGACUCUCUUCGUCUGCGCCCUUCUCGCUGCCCAUAAUACAAGCUGCGACACCUUCGAACAAUCACUUCGUCCGCCUAGGCCUACUACAUCCUCUUGGUGGAGGCAAAUUUCCAUUAGAUGCACUCGAGCAACCCACAGGCCUCUUCAUCGAUAAUGAAUUCGUGGACUCAUCAUCGCCAACAAACACAAUAUCAUCAAUCGACCCUGCCACGGAAAAGGAGAUCGCUGUAGUACAGGCUGCGUCCGAGCAGGAUGUUGAUCGUGCAGUCCAAGCAGCAAAGAAGGCAUUGAAGAAUCCGGAAUGGAAGCAAAUAUGCGUUACUCAACGUGGGCGACUCAUGGCAAAGCUUGCAGACUUGAUGGAAGAGAACAAGGAACUUCUUGCCACUAUCGAUGCUUGGGACAACGGUAAGCCUUACAGCGUAGCCCUCAACGAAGACCUUCCUGAAGCAUUUUCUACUAUUCGCUACUACGCUGGUUGGGCGGAUAAGAUUUCUGGGCAGACAAUUAGUACCACCCCUCAGAAAUUUGCAUACACUCUACGCCAGCCUAUCGGUGUUAUCGCUCAGAUUAUCCCUUGGAACUACCCCUUAUCCAUGGCUUGCUGGAAACUUGGACCUGCGUUAGCAUGCGGCAACACGGUCGUAUUGAAAGCAGCGGAACAGACACCAUUAUCGAUUCUCAUUUUAGCUAAGCUUAUCAAGCAGGCUGGAUUCCCGGCUGGCGUUGUAAAUAUCUUGAACGGGCUUGGACGGGAAGCAGGUGCAGCGCUGGUACAACAUCCUCUCGUCGACAAAGUCGCUUUCACGGGCUCUACCACUACUGCAACCCAGAUCAUGAAGAUGGCUGCUGCAGGACUGAGGAACAUUACUUUGGAGACUGGAGGCAAGUCUCCGUUGAUCGUCUUUGAAGAUGCCGACAUGGAACAAGCGGUACGAUGGUCGCACGUAGGUAUCAUGUCGAACCAAGGCCAGAUUUGCACGGCUACUUCUCGUAUACUUGUUCAGGAGUCGAUUUUCGAUUCCUUCAUCACCCAGUUCCGCCAGCGGAUCAAGGUCGUUUCUGUUAUCGGUGAUCAAUGGAGCGAUGAUACUUUCCAAGGUCCUCAAGUCACUAAACAACAAUACGAACGGGUGCUCUCAUACGUCGACAUUGGUAAAUCUGAGGGUGCAAAGCUGAUUGAGGGUGGAGAGGCUUGUGAAGGCAAUGGCUACUACGUCAAGCCCACAAUUUUUACAAAGGUCUCGCCCAACAUGCGCAUCUAUAGAGAGGAGAUUUUUGGGCCUUUCGUAGUGAUCGCAACUUUCUCAAGCGAAGAGGAAGCGAUAAACAUGGCCAACGACUCGAUCUUUGGUCUCGGCAGCGCCAUCUUCACAAAGGAUCUUGAAAGAGCUCACAGAGUGGCUGCGGAGAUUGAAUCGGGCAUGGUUUGGGUGAACAGCAGUCAGGAUUGCGACUACAGGAUACCUUUUGGUGGUGUCAAGCAAAGCGGGAUCGGACGGGAGCUUGGUGAGGCAGGGUUAGAGGCCUACUCACAGUUGAAGGCGGUGCAUAUCAAUAUGGGUAAUAAGCUGUAG
Molecule: messenger RNA, 1989 nt
Organism: Alternaria atra
Lineage: Eukaryota; Fungi; Ascomycota; Dothideomycetes; Pleosporales; Pleosporaceae
Exons: 4
Coding region: 1-1989 (662 amino acids)
Molecular function (GO): oxidoreductase activity, acting on the aldehyde or oxo group of donors, NAD or NADP as acceptor
Source: RefSeq, a predicted model, not a curated record